Messenger RNA from Ilyonectria robusta, 1434 nucleotides. RefSeq lists its product as uncharacterized. NCBI's taxonomy places the organism in Eukaryota, Fungi, Ascomycota, Sordariomycetes, Hypocreales, Nectriaceae. Gene Ontology annotation, molecular function: oxidoreductase activity. The record is from RefSeq and is a predicted model, not a curated record. Bases 1 to 1434 code for a protein of 477 amino acids. The transcript has 2 exons.
AUGACUGUCUCAACUCCCAAUGUUACAGACGUCGUGAUCGUGGGUGCUGGGCUCUCAGGCUUGCGCGCGGCACUCGAAGUGUAUAGAGCCGGCCUGUCGGUGGUGGUUCUCGAGGCCAUGGACCGCGUGGGCGGGAAGACGCUGAGUCUGGAAUCAUCCGCGGGAAACGCCAAGGUCGACCUCGGCGCGGCCUGGAUCAAUGACACCAACCAAAGCGAGAUGUACGCGCUCGCCAAAGAGUUCGGGUUCGAAUUGAUCCAACAGCGAGUAACGGGCGACGGCCUUGAGCAGCAGCCGGACGGCUCCGUCAUCUCAUUCCCGCCCGGGUUGCCGGCCGUGAUGACGCCCGAGCAGAUUAAGAUGUUCCAGCAAUUCGUCGACGUGAUCAAGGGACACAUCGAACGAUCUCACCCCGAAAGCCCGCAUUUGGGUCCCGAUGCGGCAAUGCUGGACUCGAUGACCCUCGAAGCAUACGCCGAGAAGUACAGCCCGGGCAGCUUCGGACUCUUCCUUGCCGACAGCUUGGCUAUUUGCUUACUCGGCGUGCAAGCAAGAGAGCUCAGCGCCCUGUAUAUGAUCGAUUACCUCAAGGCCGGCACGGGGAUCGAAAACAUGAUCUCGGACCGCAAGCAUGGAGGCCAGUACUUGCGCAACCGCCAGUCAAACCAAACAUUCUCCGUCCGUCUUGCUGCCCAGCUUCCAGAUAGCGCGAUUCAUCUGUCCACCCCUGUUACCAAAAUCACCCGGCUUCCAGGGCAUGGUUGUAUGAUCCAAACAGCUGGCUCGGGGCCAGUCUUCCAAGCGAAGCGUGUCAUAGUAUCUGUGCCGACCCCGCUGUACUCUCUGAUCACUUUCGAGCCUCCUCUCCCGGCUGCUAAGCAGGCACUGGGUGACAACACCGCUCUUGGAUACUACGCCAAGACCAUCUUUGUGUUUGACCGCCCCUGGUGGCACGAAGCCGGCCUCAGUGGUAUCAUGCAGUCGAUGGAGGGACCCAUCGGCUUUAGUCGAGACACAUGCUCCGAGAAAGACAACCAGUACAGUAUCACUUGCUUCCUCGUCGGUGACACCGGAAGGGCUUGGUCCAAAUGGUCGGCUGUCGAGCGUCGACGGCUUGUGACAGCUCAAUUCGAUGCAGUCAUGGGUUCAACUGCCCGGGCGAAGGGCAUCGAUGUGCCGCCGCCCAUCAACGUCAUCGAAAAGGAGUGGGUGAAGGACCCGUGGGCACUCGGAGCACCCUGCCCGGUCAUGCUACCGGGUGUACUCACGGCCGACUCAGGCAAAGCCAUCCGCUCGCCGGUCGACAAUAUUCACUUUGUUGGCACCGAGACCUCGCUGGUCUGGAAGGGGUACAUGGAAGGCGCCGUGCGAUCUGGCGUCCGAGGUGCUAAGGAAGUCAUCGAUGCUCUGACAGCGCAGAUCUGUAGAGAUUGA